UCUCUCUUUUUUUCUUAGAAUCAAACAUAAACACAACUGGCAAUAAUAGCAGUUUAGAUUGUAAUGCAACAGAAUUUGUCCCCGAAUGUGCAGUCGAUGAAACUGUAAACAAUAUAUUGAAUUGUAACAGUGUUCUCUCUCCAAAUGCCUCAGAGUUUUAUCCAAGAAAAACCUUAACGUAUGAUGCAAUAUUUCACUACAGUAUAUACGAUCGUUUGCCAGCAUGUACUGCCCAUUUCAGUCUAUCGGAAAGAGAAAAAAAUUGUCCACAUUGUUUACUCGAAGUAGCUCUCUAUUAUCUAACAACACAUCCAGGAAACAUUGAUGACUACAUGAGGCCAGUAACUGAGGCAUUAUACACAACACAGAUCACAGAGAACAGCUUGGCUGAAAUGGCAGAAACAAUUUUUGAGAAGUCUGUAAAAAUGGAAAAUUUUACUUACACUGGAGCAAGAAUAUGUAAAUACAUUUCAUCUAUAUCAGAUAAGUCACUUGCCAAGAGUUUUCAAGAUUGUUUAAUUAAGCGUUGUGAGAAAGCAUAUAACCUAAGAACAGAAUUAAUAUCAUCAGCAGCAACAAUCCCAAGGUUUUGUAGAAUGUCCUUAUUUAUUGCAGAACUUUUCUUGUUACUGGAGCUUGAGACUGAUGGUGUGAAGGAAAAACUAAACGUAUUGAGAAAUGCCAUCUAUUCUUUAUUGGAACUUCUUCUGAAACAUAGCGGUGAUGAAACCGUGAAGUGUGCGGCACACUUGAUGAAGUUGGCAGGUGCAGCUUUGGAGGAUUCAGAACAUCCAAAUAACCAAUCCCUCGAUAAAAUAUAUCUUAGUUUUGAAGAGCUUAAAGGUUCACCAAAAUUAAAUAAGACGUCUGAAAUACUUAUUGAUUCCGUGUUGAAAUUAAAAGAAGUACAUUUUGGUCGUAAUGAAAGUGCUCAAAGUAAGGUUUCCAGCUCCUCAUCAACAGAUGCUGAUAAUACAGUAUCUCCUCUGAAUCCUGAUUCUGAAGCUGCUUCUAAUGCAGUCUUUAUUACGAAUGAACCAAUUUUUUUCAACAAAAAAGGUCAGCAGAUCAGCCGACAAGAAGCAGGUGUUGAUGCUGAAGCUGAUAUGAGCCAACUUUUAGCUGAAGUUGAUUUAGAGGACAUGCAAGACUUACAAAUUCUUCAAUACGAAACAGAAAACUCAAUGGAUGAAGAAAUGAUGAAUUAUUAUGAGAAAUAUUUAGAAUCUUGUGAGAAAUAAUAUUUCUUCAAAUAUUUUUUUAAUUUCAAGAUAUUGUUCUUGUUCCUACUUUGAUUACUUCUUGAAAGCUAUUUUUCAAAUAUAAUAUUUUGCACAGAAACAAAACCAAUUAUGUAUUCCUGUGGCUCUUUAAGCAAUAGGUUACUAGAUGCUAACAAUACCCAACAUCAUUACAACAUCCAUUAUAUUCUCACUCGCAAAUGACCUCUAAAAAUACUUUGAUUUGAAUACAACUUUCUAUUUAAAUUUUGUCCAUUAAUUAUUGUCAUUGUGAAAAAAUUACUCUUUAAAAAAGACAAAAAACACCAGUGUGAUGCAGUUAUUUUUGAUAUGGUUUUA
Octopus sinensis (East Asian common octopus) is the source of this 1580-nucleotide messenger RNA. Its product is annotated as polyadenylate-binding protein-interacting protein 1. Gene Ontology annotation, biological process: regulation of translational initiation. The coding region runs from base 333 to 1241 and encodes 302 amino acids. Lineage: Eukaryota; Metazoa; Mollusca; Cephalopoda; Octopoda; Octopodidae. Gene Ontology annotation, molecular function: translation activator activity. The transcript is spliced from 10 exons. The record is from RefSeq and is a predicted model, not a curated record.